AUGGUGGCAGUUGAAAAACCAAAAACAGGUCAGUUGAGACUGUGUCUAGAUCCCAAGGACUUAAACAACGUCAUCAAACGACCAUAUUACCCAUUACCCACUCUUGAGGAUAUAACGUCCAAGCUGGCAGGAGCAUGCUAUUUCAGCGUUAUGGAUGCCAGGUCAGGCUACUGGGCUAUAAAGCUCACAGACGAAUCAUCCAAGCUAACCACAUUCAACACUAUUUUUGGUAGAUAUCGGUUUCUCCGCCUACCGUUUGGCUUGAAGUCUGCCCAGGAUGAGUUUCAACGGAAGGUCAAUGAAACGUUUGAAGGCCUACAAGGGGUAACAGCAAUAGUUGAUGACAUCCUAAUUUAUGGCGGAAGCAAAGAGGAGCAUGACAAGAACCUUCAUGCCAUGCUACAGCGCUCCAGAGAACGGGGAGUUAAGCUAAACCCAGAAAAAAGCACAAUUUGUGCCACAGAAGUCAGUUACUUCGGUCACCGUAUCACCAAGGAUAGAAUAAAACCAGAUCCAAAUAAAAUUGCAGCUGUAAGAGAUAUGGGACCUCCCAAGGACAAAGGUGAGCUGGAAACCUUCCUUGGUAUGAUAAAUUAUUUGUCGAAAUUUGCCCCAAGGCUUGCAAGCAUUAAUGCACCCCUGCGUCACCUGUUAAAAGAGUCGAAUGAAUUUACCUGGGAUGCACAGCACGACAAAGCAUUCAAUGAGGUGAAAGAGCUAAUCACUCGAGAACCAGGUCCAGUUUUAACAUACUUUGAUCCGACCAAAGAGCUUAGACUACAAGCUGACGCCUCUAAGCACGGUUUAGGUGCAGUUCUACUGCAAGAGGGCAAGCCAGUUGGAUAUGCUUCGAAAUCACUAUCUGUCAGUGCAAUUAAUUACGCCCAGAUAGAAAAAGAGCUGCAUGCCAUUUUAUUUGGAUGCAAGCGCUUCCACCAGUAUGUCUAUGGUCGUCAUGUUAUUGUGGAAAGUGACCACAAACCAUUGGAGUCCAUCAUGAAAAAAUCACUUGCAGCAGCACCUCCAAGACUACAAAGGAUGAUCCUACAACUUCAGAGGUAUGAUUUUACCAUCAUCCACAAGCCAGGCAAAGACGUCCCUGUUGCCGAUACCCUCUCUAGGAAGUCGCUGACUGACCAGGAUGACAGCCUACGAGAAGGAAUGGACAUGCAGGUACACACAGUAUACAGCAGCCUACCCGUCAGUAAUGCCAAAUUAGAGAACAUCCGCAAAGAGACUGAAAAUGACUUGCAGCUCAUGGUGUUAAAGAAAACAAUCAAGGAGGGCUGGCCUGCAGUAAGGAGAUCAUGCCCUCAGACCAUAGCUGAAUUCUGGAACCAUCGUGAUGAGCUCACUCAAAUGAAUGACAUCUUGUUUAAGGGUGAGAAAAUCAUUGUUCCUACCUCCCUACGGCGACAGAUGCUUUCCAGGAUACACGUGGGCCACAUGGGUAUAGAAAAGUGCAAGCAGAGAGCGAGAGAUGUUUUAUUCUGGCCGGGGAUGAAUAGGCAGAUCGAGGAGAUGGUUGAACGUUGUCCCAUCUGUAUUGAGCACAGGGCUUCCAAUAAGAAGGAGCCCAUGAUAAGUCACAAGAUUCCGGACAGGCCAUGGCAAACUAUUGCAACUGAUCUGUUCACUUGGAAUAGGGACAACUAUGUAGUCACAGUGGACUAUUAUAGCAGAUAUUUUGAGCUUGACAAGCUGCACAGCACAACAUCCUCUGCUGUGAUAAACAAAUUGAAAGAGGUAUUUGCCAGACAUGGCAUACCUGAAACUGUCGUAUCGGACAAUGGCCCCCAGUAUAAAUGUAGCGAGUUUGAAACGUUCGCAAACACCUGGGAGUUCAGCCAUAUCACCACUAGUCCGCAUUAUCCCCAAAGCAACGGUUUGGCUGAGAAGGCAGUUCAGAUUGCCAAAUCGCUCAUGGAAAAGUCCAAUGCCGAUCAGAAAGAUCUGUGCCUGAGUCUUCUCGAAUAUCGCAACACCCCAGUUGAUGGCUUCAGAUCACCAGCACAGCUUUUAAUGAGUCGUCGCUUACGCUCAACCUUACCCAGAAGUCAUCAGCAGCUUCAGCCCAAAGUGAUUAAUAGUAGAGAGUUUCGCUCCAGACGAGUUCACCAACAAAAUCAUCAGAAAAAGUAUUAUGACAGAUCCGCUAAACCAAUGUCGUCACUGCGCGAUGGACAAUACAUCCGAUUCCAGGAGCAAGGUUACUGGAAACCAGCUGUAGUCAUCAGGCAAGCUGAUACUGAAAGGUCAUAUCACAUACGUGCGACUGAUGGAGGACAAGUGUAUAGGCGAAACAGACGACACCUCCUUCACACUAAGGACGCACAUACUGCCGAAGAGAGUUUUGAUCACUACGGGCAGCAGGCCCAACACCGCAUCACACAACCAGCCUCGUUUGCAGCCAGUGAGGCAAUCACUUCUACUGUCCCUUACCGGACAAGGUUUGGACGUGAAGUCAAGCGAAGAACAAUUUUGGACUUGUAA
This is a messenger RNA of Paramormyrops kingsleyae, 2493 nucleotides long. The record is from RefSeq and is a predicted model, not a curated record. Lineage: Eukaryota; Metazoa; Chordata; Actinopteri; Osteoglossiformes; Mormyridae.